This is a messenger RNA of Epinephelus fuscoguttatus (brown-marbled grouper), 3126 nucleotides long. RefSeq names its product WD repeat domain 76 (gene wdr76). The record is from RefSeq and is a predicted model, not a curated record. Gene Ontology annotation, biological process: regulation of DNA damage checkpoint. Gene Ontology annotation, cellular component: nucleus. Gene Ontology annotation, molecular function: protein binding; DNA binding. The transcript is spliced from 15 exons. Lineage: Eukaryota; Metazoa; Chordata; Actinopteri; Perciformes; Serranidae. The coding region runs from base 146 to 1825 and encodes 559 amino acids.
UACAAAACAUUUCUAGCAGGUGGCGCGAAUUGUUUUCCCCUAGUUUCUCACUUAUCUGAAGUACUUGCUGUGAAGAGGAAGUGUAUCGACUUACUGCAAUUAUUUUGACUAAAUAGCUCAUACGUAUCGUUACAAGUGCACUAACAUGGAGGGAAGACGAACAAAACGUGAAGCUGUCGUGAAGUCACAGUUAACGGACGUGACUCCUGUGGACCUCCAGGGACCAGUCCGACGGUCCGCACGGAACACCUUGGUACCAAAACGCCUUCAGUACUCACCUGAGGCCAAAAUACCCACCAAGAGAAGAAGAGCAACAAUGCAUGAUAACAAAAAAAGCCAGAAAAACAAAAAGGCCAUAAAGGAGGAGGAGGAGGAGGAGGAGAAGGAGGAUGAAAACAGUGAUGUCGAGGAUACAAAUGGCGGAUAUGGAGGACUUUCAUCAUAUGAACUGGAGCGUCUGGAGAACAUCAGACAGAACCAAGAAUUUCUGUCUUCCAUCAAUUUAUUUCAGGCAACUGUGGAGUUGAAGGAGAUGACACGGCCAAAGCCAUCACAGCGGGGUCUCAUGAGGUCACAGGCUGCUGUAAAAGAAGUGCUGCCACCUCGCAAAUCCCUUCGUCUCCAAAAGAAAGAGGCAGAGACCUUGACACUUCCUCCUGAGCCCAGGGGGACUCUGACCUAUAAUGAGCCACUCCAGAGACUCAAAAAGCCUUCUGGCCCUCUGCCCAUGGAUCCAAUCAACAUGGAAGAGGGGAGCAAGCUGCCUUCACAACUCCUUGAGCUCUGCUCCGAGGAUUCAACAGAGGACAGAAAGAUGGAGCUUGACCUGAAAGAGUACCGCUCAGCCCUCAAGAACAUGAGGAUAACUGAGGACAGAGUGGCCAAAGUGGUGAAGGAUCGCAUCUUCUCUGCUGCCUUCCACCCAUGCAGCAGCAGCCUGUUGAUGGCCACCGGAGACAAGUGGGGGAAAGUUGGACUCUGGAAGUUGGGUGGUGAUUGGGGUGAUGAUGGUGUGCUGCUCUUUGAGCCCCACACUCGCCCAGUGGGCUGCAUGGCGUUCUCCAGGGCUCAGCCCACCCACCUGCUGAGCCUCAGCUAUGACGGAUCGUUUCGCUGCAUGGAUGUAGAGAAGGCCGUCUUUGAUGAUGUGUAUGAUGUUGACGAUGGCCUGAAAACAUUUGACUUCAUGUCCAAUGACUGUUCGACACUAGUGGUUGGGAACUGGUUUGGAGAGGUUGCCAUCGUUGAUAGGCGCACCCCAGGAAACUCCCACGAGUCCCUCCACUCACUGGACCCUAAGACGCUGCGUUGUGUCAGUGUCCACCCUGUACAGAAACAAUAUUUUGCUGUUGCAGAAAGCAAGGUUGUGAAUAUUUAUGACAGCAGAUGCCUGAAAAAGACCAAGAGCCAGGCGGUCUCCCAGCUGCAUGGCCACUCUUUGAGCAUAACCAGCGCCUAUUUCUCCCCUCAUACAGGCAACAGAGUUCUCACCUCCUGCAUGGAUAACCACAUUAGGGUAUAUGACACAUCUGCAAUGACUAUGGAAUCUCCUCUGUUGACAUCCAUCAGACAUGACAUGCGCACAGGCCGCUGGCUGUCCAAACUAUCAGCAGUGUGGGACCCCAAACAGGAGGACUGCUUUGUGGUGGGGAGCAUGGAGAGGCCUCGGAAGGUGCAGGUGUUCCACGAAAGCGGCCAGCGCCAGCACUCCUUUGUAGAUGGCGAGAACCUUAACACAGUGCUGUCCGUCACUGCUUUCCACCCCACAAGAAAUGCCUUACUGGGUGGCAAUGCAUCAGGGCGCCUGCACGUCUUCUCCGACUGAGAUGAUGACUAGAACACUUGACCAAGACCCCUGUUUGCCUCCAGUUGUGUAGGAAGGACAAGUAAGAAAGUAGUUCUGUCACAGACAGCUUGGACAGUAAAUAUGGAUCUCUCAGUGCUGGAAACUAGUCAUGACAGUUGUCUUUCUUCUGAAAUUUUCAUGCAGCUUUAAUACAACACUGUCAUGAUUCUCACACUGAAUAUAAGUUGCUAAAUACAGUUGUAAAACACAACUAUAUUCAACCCUUUCAGCCUUGACUCCACUUUACGUGGAUGAGUGAGCAGCAGCGUCCUGCGACAGAUUCUGGACUGAACUGAGGUCUUGAUGUUUGUAGCCAGUUGUGUUAAGAUCUGGCUGCGUAGCAGCAGAUUUUGCUCAGGGAUUUAUCUGCGUUUUGUUGCAUUAAUUUAAGGUUGCCCUCUUCAAACUGUCAGGCCUUGGUGCAGAGAAGUGUCCCCUGGAAACGGUAUGUUUCUCAUGUGCAGUGCUGGGCUUAUGCCAAAUUGCAGCAUUUAGUACGAUUGCGGAAAAGCUUAAAUGUGCUCUUAACACUUAUCUUGUAAAACUGUCCAGCUUUUAUAUAUAUAUAUAUAUAUGACCUCACUGGAUUGAAAUGGAUUUUCAGAACCUUGGGAAUGAUCUUGACUUCCUUUGAAACAUUUCAUUGACUUUGUCUCAGUUUUGUCAUUCUGAUGUUUUUUGCCAGAUGUUUUCUAACCAGUUGUUAGACCUUUUGAGACACAGGUGCAUUUCAAGUCGCUUUAUGUUAAAUGUGAUAAGAGACAAGUGAUAUGUUAUCACAUUAUCUCUAAAAGUGCUUUUGGUUAAGUAUUCCUUCAUAUACUUCAGUUUAAUUUAGGUUAGUAUGUGGAUAUCUGUCCACUUUGAGAUGAGUUUUUUCUGUCAAUCAGUUCAGAAUAAAAUAAUCAAACUUUAAUACAUCCAGUGUGAUUCAAACUAAAUAAAAAAAAAAUAAGAAGAAAGUGCAGGGCUUUGGGAAAGUGUCCAUGCACUGUAGGUAGCAAAUGACUCACUUUGACUGUAACACUGCUGUUUACUUUCUGUUCUUAUAUCUGCAGUCUGUUACAUUCCAGAUGUCUUACAGAACCUAAGCGAUUUCUUAAAUAGGUUCCCUUUAUAUUGUUUGUUUGUUUUGUGGCACUGGGAAUUUGAAACGGCAAAACAGUUUGGGCUGUGCAAAGUGCCUGUUGUAAAACUGAUUGUGUUCAUUCCAUGUUUUCAUUUUCUACGUGGCUGCUGAAUCAAAUAGAAUAAAUACAGACAUUUUUAUAUUAAACCUA